Aspergillus pseudonomiae is the source of this 777-nucleotide messenger RNA. RefSeq names its product undecaprenyl diphosphate synthase family protein. NCBI's taxonomy places the organism in Eukaryota, Fungi, Ascomycota, Eurotiomycetes, Eurotiales, Aspergillaceae. The transcript is spliced from 2 exons. Bases 1 to 777 code for a protein of 258 amino acids. Gene Ontology annotation, molecular function: ditrans,polycis-polyprenyl diphosphate synthase [(2E,6E)-farnesyl diphosphate specific] activity. Gene Ontology annotation, cellular component: dehydrodolichyl diphosphate synthase complex; endoplasmic reticulum; membrane. The record is from RefSeq and is a predicted model, not a curated record.
AUGUCAUUCCUUCAACAAUUAACACACUGUUUCCAAGACUAUUUGAUUCAGGCUGUCCGGGUGGGUCCCAUACCGGCACACAUGGCCUUCGUUAUGGAUGGAAAUCGCCGUUUCGCAGAGACACGUCGUAUCAGCGUGAAGAAGGGACAUCAAAUGGGUAUUGAGACCUUGGAGCAGAAUUUGGAAAUCUGCUUUCGCCUGGGGAUUCACGUUGUGACCAUGUAUGCAUUCAGCAUCGAAAAUUUCCAGCGGUCGCCCGAGGAGGUCGCAGCACUCAUGGACCUUGCCAAGGCGCAGAUCUACCAGCUAUCAAGGCCUGGAGGGUCGCUGCAGCGCUGGAACGCGAAGCUGCAGGUUCUAGGGAGGCAGGAGCUCUUGCGAUCGGACGUUCAGGAAGCUCUGCGGGUUUGCUCGGACUCCAUGAGCCAAGGGAAUGAAUUUGUUCUGAAUAUCUGCAUGCCGUAUACCUCGCGAGAUGAAAUUGCCAUGGCCGUACAGCAGACAGUCCGCCAGCAUUCCCGCGCAUCCGAUACUGGAUGCCCCAUCACUGAGGAAAGCUUGUCCAACAACAUGCUUGUCAGUACUGACCCCCCUUUGAAUUUGUUGAUCAGAACUUCCGGUGCGUCCCGUCUCAGUGACUUUCUUCUGUGGCAAUGCCAUCAAGUCACUGAAAUUAUGGUGCUGAAUGUCUUGUGGCCUUCCUUCGGUUGGUUGGGGCUUUUGUAUGUGGUGUUGGUGUGGCAACACCAUCUGCAAACUACAUCCGAGAGAAUCUGA